AUGGGACUAUUCGCUAAAAUCGCCGCCUUUGCUGCUGCUUCGGCUACUCUGGUUAGUGCCAACUCGUUCACAUUCAUCAACCAGGACGGCACCACUCGCCACAUCACCUUUACCCCGGCUGCUGGGCAAGCAACUAUCGAUCCCAUCACGAUUGGAGGAAACGACCAGGCUAGAGUGGACUUCCCUCAGGGAUGGAUCGGCAAUGCUUACGCUUUCAACGAUGGUGCCCCUGACGUCCCGGGCAUGCUCGCCGAGGUUGCUUUCAACGGCUGGAACGGCUUGACGUACUUUGACGUCUCGGCCAUCGUGAACCCUAACGACGUUAACGGUGUCAAGGAAAUGUACCCCGCCAGCCAAUUGCAAGCCGAGUCUAAGGUUUCCAUAUCCGGAUGCCAAGUGUUCCCUUGCGGUACCGCUUACUACCACCCUGACGACAUCCAGACCGUCACAACCACAGAAGCGGACCUUAUCGUCACCCUCGGCGGUGGUGCCCCUGCCCGCCGUGACGUUGAAGCCAUGGUGGUUCCGCGUAACUACGUUCUCGGCAAGCUCUCUGCGUAA
This is a messenger RNA of Daldinia vernicosa, 561 nucleotides long. RefSeq lists its product as uncharacterized. The coding region runs from base 1 to 561 and encodes 186 amino acids. The record is from RefSeq and is a predicted model, not a curated record. NCBI's taxonomy places the organism in Eukaryota, Fungi, Ascomycota, Sordariomycetes, Xylariales, Hypoxylaceae. The transcript has a single exon.